AUGUGGCAAUUUGCAGUUAUAACCCUCAUUCUUGGCGUCUUGCUCCAUAAGACUUUGCAGAUAGGACAACGAGAUCCGCGGAUGCCACCUGGACCACCUACACUGCCAGUCCUCGGAAAUUCUCAUCAGAUCCCCGUAACAGGGCUCUACAAGCAAUUGCGAGAAUGGGCACUUCAAUACGGAUCCAUCUUCUCCUUGAAAGUUGGACCAUCCUCAAUCAUUGUCCUGUGUGACCGUGAGGCCAUUCACAAGCUUCUCGUAGAGAAAGGCAGCGUUUACUCCGAUCGACCUCCUAGUUAUGUGGGGAGAUUACUCACACACGGUGACCACCUCGCUCUCGAGCAGAUGGACACCACAUGGCGGUCUAAACGCAAGGUGAUUUCGCACAACUUUUCUCCCAAGAGGCUUGACGAGCAACACUUUCGAGUUCAAGAGGCAGAGGCCACGGUCUUAAUGACUCGCCUUCUAGACAAACCUGAGGGGUUCUUCAAUGAGAUCCGAAGAUACACUGCUUCAGUGGUAACGUCCAUCACAUACGGAUUUAGAGCACCCGAUAUGAACUCUUUCUGGGGACAUUGGACAGCAUCAAUGGAGCCCGGAGCCGCCCCUCCAGUCGAUGUCUUUACCUUCUUGCGAUACAUCCCCUCCUCAAUGGCCUUCUGGAAACGCCGCGCACUCGGCGCCGGUAAGACAAUGGAUGCUACUUGGUCCAAAGCGCGUCGACUCGUCGAAGAGCGUCGCACGCGCGGAGAGAGACGGAACUGCAUCAUUGACGGCCUUCUUGACGAGUACGAAGAGAAGGGUUGGCCCGAACAGAUAAGCCAGCAUGCCUUUACCAACCUCAUGGGGGAAAUUAUCGAGGGCGGCGCCGACACCACUGCCGCGCAACUCUUGACUCUGGUUCUCGCUUUUGCGCUGCAUCCUGAGGUUCAGAGGAAAGCACAGGUUGAAAUCGAUGAGGCUUGUGGAAGUGGUCGGUCUCCUCGCUGGGAUGACUUCUCGAAGUUACCUUAUGUGAACUGCGUCGUUAAGGAGGGCAUGCGCUGGCGUCCGGGCAAUACUAACGAUAACGCACCUAUAGACGAUGAAUACAACGGCAUGCUAAUCCCCAAAGACUCAACAAUCUUCAUACCCACCUGGGCCCUCCAUCAUACCGAAGAGAACUACCCCGACGCAGAGCGCUUCGACCCGGACAGGUACCUCAAGCACCCCAAGCUAGCCAACGACUACGCAGGCAGCCCCGAGUGGGAGAACAGAGACCACUACAACUACGGCGCCGGCCGUCGCAUCUGUCCCGGCAUCCACCUUGCGGAGCGCAACAUGUGGCGCAUCGCCUCCAAGCUUCUUUGGGCUUUCGAGUUUGCUGAGCCUUUGGACCCUGUCACGGGUAAAGUCGUGCCUUUGGAUCCGCACGCGUAUAACCCUGGAAUCUUGCAGGCGCCUUUGGAAUUUAAUGUUCGGAUUGCACCGAGGAGUCAGGCUCAUGUUGAGACGAUCCGGCAGGAGUUCAAGGAGGCUGAGACCUUGUUGGCUCAGUAUGACUGA
Messenger RNA from Colletotrichum scovillei, 1545 nucleotides. Its product is annotated as cytochrome P450 2D18. The record is from RefSeq and is a predicted model, not a curated record. NCBI's taxonomy places the organism in Eukaryota, Fungi, Ascomycota, Sordariomycetes, Glomerellales, Glomerellaceae. Gene Ontology annotation, molecular function: oxidoreductase activity, acting on paired donors, with incorporation or reduction of molecular oxygen; iron ion binding; monooxygenase activity. The transcript has 5 exons. The coding region runs from base 1 to 1545 and encodes 514 amino acids.